AUGCAGAACACUGAGUCUCUGGACGGGUCCAUCCAGAACACUCUCUCAGCCCUCUUUCCCCCCUUCGAGGCCACAGCCCCCACCGUCCUGAGCCAGCUCUUCCAGGUAAUAGAGGAACGUUUCCAUGGAGACGCCCUCCAGUGUCUACUGGACUUCCUCAUCCCGGCCAAACACAUCCUUGAGAGUGUUCAGCAGGCUGCCUGUGCCCAGUACUCUGAUGUGGUGUUCUGCUGUGAGGGCUGGCCUCUGUGUCUGCAUGAGAAAGUGGUGAUCCAGCUGGCCCCGAUCAACCCCCUAUUUCUGUGCCCAGGGGACUUCUACUUGCAGGUUGCUCCCUUCUCUGAGCAGGCCGCCCGCAUCGUGGUCCGGAGCCUGCUGGAGGACGGACAGGGUCAGGUGGUGGAGGUGGAGGAGACACCCAUCCCUGAGACCUCCUACCCCUGCAUCUUCUCUGAGGACUGGCUAGGGGAGAUCAACCAAGGCCGCCACGGUACUCCACUUAGCCACUGUGUCCUCUCCACAGACCAGGGCAUGGUGAAGGUGCCAUGGGCGCAGGUGACUCUCCCUGAGUUUGUGGAUAAACCCAGAACUAUGGCCUCAUCAUCUCUUUCUCCGGCUGCUGUUCAACAGGAGGUAGUGGCAGGGCCCGGGCCCUCAUUGGUCCUGCCUCACCCUGCACCUGCGUACUCUGUGGAGACUAGGAUCUCUCCUGCUAAACAUGGCAUUGCGGUGUCGCUGCGUCUGGUGGACAGUAAUUGCUCCCGGCUGGUUAAGGUGGAUCAGGAUGGGCCUAUGGCUAAGCCCAUAGGCUGGGUGUCUCCCAACACAUGGGACAGCCGCAGCAACAACACCUCUGAGGUUGAGGGGGAAUACGUGGACUUGGUGGAGUUCACUAACAAGAAAGAAGCAUUGCUCCUCAGUGGGGCUCACAGUCACAAACGCCCCAGAGCGCUCAUGUCUAGGCCUGUUCCACUUAACAGGCCUGGUGUCCCUCUGGCUCCAGCCCUGCCUCUGUCCUUGGCCCAAGCCCUGGCCCCCAACCAGCCCCUCAGGGAACCCUUACACUGCGGCCGGACCAUCCGGUCCUCCGAGGAGCCCCCCUGCACCCCUUGCAUGAGGAGGAGAAUGGGCCAGGUGUCCAAAGCACAGGAGCUCAGGUGCCGGUACAGGGAGUCUUACCAUUCAGCACUGCAGAACCCUGUUACCUUUGAGAGAGACAAUACACUGAAUACACUGGCGGUUCUGGAGGAGGCUAGUCCAUGUGAGGGGAGGCUGGGACUAGAGGAUGUCUCCCAGGCUCGCCAACCCUCUAUGCCUGUUAGAAACGGACAACAGACCCCUACACCGGCCCCUCUCCCUGAGACAACCCAGCAGCCUCCGGGUCACUAUGCUGUUUCCAGGUCUAAGGUCCAGGCACCAGACUCAGCGGAACCCAGCACUCACCCCCUCCAGAUGGGAAUAGCAUGUCUUACUGGUGGCAGAGACAGGACAGGUCGGUUGGUGGUUGAGGUGUACGGAGACCAGGAAGGAUGGAGAUCUCCUUCAGUGUCUAGUCUAGAACUCUGCAAACUGCUGCUCUACCUCCACUCUGUAAUCAGGAGAGAACUGAGAGAACUUGGACUGACACUAGUUAUUGAUGCUCGGCAGAAUCCACCUCCAUCACAGUUCAAUAAGGCCUUGCUGAUGCUUCAGGAGCAGAUUCCCCAUGCAGUACACAGUGUCCUUAUCCUGGUGGAGAAAGAGAGCUGCCAUCGCCCAGAGAAACGUCCUGGACAACAGAUUGAUGUAGUGACAUCACUGAAGGCGUUGCACAAGCUGGUGGAGGGGAGCCAGUUGACCUACGGCCUAGAGGGCACCCUGCUCUACAGCCACCAGGACUGGCUACAGCUCCAUCAGAAACUUCAUCCCUUCAUGUCAGAUCUCCAGGAGGCUUCAGGUUUGCUACUGAAGGCCAUCAGAAAACUAGAGGGAGGUCGUAAGAUUGACAAAGUGCAGGAUGUACAGAGGUGUAUUCUAGAACAGAGAACGCUGAUGAAGGAUGUUCUGGAGGACAGCCGGUUGGUCGCUCUGCAAAGGGAGGGCGGAGCCAUGCUGUCCAGGCUGAGGAGGGAGAGUGACCUCAGAUACUCUCACUGUGAGGAUUACAGUGAUGCUGUAGACUCUGUGACCAGUAUGUACAACCAUGUAGAAGAGCAAGCCCAUAUGCUGGUGCAAAGAUCCAACAUGUCCCUGGAGCACCUUGAAUACCUACUUCAACUCAGAGAAAUGGAGGGCCACUUCUCUAAGAUCAGGCAAUGGUUUGAUGCCGAAGGGGAACGGCGGUUGCUGGAGGCAGAAUCGGUGGAUGACUCCAAAGAAAAGGUUGCACAUACUCUCCAGAGUUUCAGAGCAUUCCUCUCUGAAGCCAAUGAGCAGAAGCACCAGGCUAUGGUUCUGGUGACAGAGGCAGAGAAGAUCCAGGGCCCAUCUCCAUACCCUGAGACUGAGGUGUUCAGGACCAUGGUGUGCACUUUCAAGUCUGGCCUGGCUGACUCCCUCUCACGGGCAGAGAGGUGCUCCAGUGAGCUGGAGACUAUGGUUUCUGUGUGCAGCUUCUGUGAACAGGCUACUGAACUGGCCAAAGAUUGCAGACAAUACCUGGGCCAGGAGCAAGUUGGCAGACACCCAGAGACGGAUGAUAUCUCUACACUCCAGAUGUACCAGGAGAGCUUUGUUCAGUUCUCCCCAGAUCGCUUCCAGGAGGUGAAGGCCCAGGCGUGUGCUCUGAGGGGCUCCAGAGGCAUGCGGGUGUGGAACGUAGCCUGGCUCAAGUGUCAGGAGGUUAGGCAACAACUGGAGGAGAGACUACAGGAUGUGGAGAGGGCCUUGCGGAACACAGGCUCCUGGUAUGAACAACAUAGACAUGGUGAGGAUCAGGCCACAGCACAGACAGUGACUCAUCAUGAUAGAGCUCUGUUACUGCCCAGACCUGGUCCACCACACUGGUACAAUCCCCCAACAGGCUCUAUGGUGGAAAGGUAUCAUGGGAUCUUGGAGAGCAGGAACAACUCUGUGACCUGCUGUAAUAUCAACUUCAAGCCUCAGAAUAACAGACCUUGUAAAGGGUCAAAGGCCACCACCGUGCCGGCCUCUCCCUGUAUCAAAUCCAUUAGGAGAGCGGAGAGGGAUCCCAGCAGGAGAGAGGCCUGUCGAGGGAGGAGUGGAGAGGCCGCCACCCUUGCAGACUCACAGACGGUGGGCUGUGAGUGGUUCCCGUGGAAACGUGGGGGCCUGGGCCGAUCCAUGAGCGAGGACUCGUGUGCAACCGCCAUGUCCAGUCAGUCUGAGGCUCGGAUCCAGACACAGUCCUGCUCCCACGGGCAACCCUCCUGCCGGAUCCUGCAGGCUGCUCAGAAGUUCCAGAUCUCACGGCAUGGCAGCUUCUGCUCAGCAGUGUCCUGUAGUGGCCAGGAGAGGGCAGAGAAGGCCUCUUCAAGGAAUACUAGCUCAUCAGUGAGAAGGUGUGAGGGAACAACAUCUCUGGCAAGUCCAGAGGAGAACGCUGGCAGUGUUAUGAAGCUGCAGAGGAUCAUGGAGGAACUGCUGUUAACAGAAAGGGAGUAUGUGCGUUCCCUGGGCUACAUCCUGAUGCAUUACCUCCCCCUACUGGAGAGGACUGACGUGCCCCAGGACCUGCGGGGCAAACGUGGAGUGAUAUUUGGAAACCUGGAGAAGCUGUAUGACUUCCACGGCCAUUUCUUCCUCAGGGAGCUGGAGGCCUGUCAGACAGAACCCUUAGGAGUGGCUCGUUGCUUCCUAAGAUACAGAGAAAGUUUAGGCCUUUAUGCUCUCUACAGUAAGAACAAGCCUCAGUCAGAUGCCUUAAUCCUUCACCAUCGCCAUGACAUCUUCAAGAGGAAGCAGCAGGAGCUGGGGGACCACAUGGACCUGUCCUCCUACCUGCUGAGGCCCAUCCAGAGGAUCAGUAAGUACAGCCUGCUGCUGCAGGACAUGCUGGGGGUGUGUGGGCCUCAGAGAGACAGGGACAGGGAAGAGCUCCAGGCUGCAGCCGAUGUGAUCCGCUUCCAGAUGCGUCAUGGCAAUGACCUCCUCACCAUGGACGCCAUCCAGGACUGUGACGUGAAUCUGAAGGAGCAGGGCCAGCUGAUUCGCCAGGAUGAGUUCAUUGUGUUCUUCAGAAAGAAGAAGUGCUUCCGCCAUAUCUUCCUCUUCCAGGAUCUCAUUCUCUUCAGCAAGACGAAGAAGACAGAUGUGGGCAAUGAUGUGUACAUCUACAAACAGUCUUUCAAAACGUCUGAUAUCGGGAUGACACAUAACUCUGGAGAGAGUGGUCUGUGUUUUGAGAUCUGGAUCCGUAGGAGGAAGUCCCAGGACACGUACACUCUGAAGGCUGACAGGGCAGAGGUGAAGAGGUCUUGGACCAGAGACCUGGAGCAGAUUCUCUGGGAACAAGCUGCCUACAGCAGAGAGUGUGUUUGGUGUGUUGUAGACCUGCGGAUGCAGGAGAGGGUGUUCAAUGGGAUGGGGAGGAAACCUUUCAUGGACAUCCAGCCUAGUGAGGCAGCAAUCUGUGACAGGGCUGUCAACUGUGUCCUGCUAGGAAGAGCCCCGGUGCCGUCUUGUCUACAAACAGAUCUUGAAUAUCUCCGGCCCAACUCCAUUGGUUCAGGCAGUAGUGCAUCUACCUCCUGCAGCCACUCAUCUUCCUCCUCUGGACGAGGUUCUUUACCUCCGGUUGGUUACCCUGGCAACCAGACACAAGGUGGGGAGGCCAAUCAUAUUGUUCAUUCUUUCCCGGCGACUGUGACGGAAGAGGACCUCAGUAAUCAUCAUAAUCACCAGAAACAAAACCUUCAUCUCAUGGGCUGCACAGAUUCGUCAGGUGAGAGUACCAGUGUGUUCAUAAGCUCGGAACGCAGCUGCCUCUCUGCUAUUGGUGGAGAGGUGGAGGACUCGUCAUCUGUCACGUCCCAGAGUUCCCAGUCCCAUGUCAGCCAGAGAACAGCAGCACCCAGCCUCAAAAAGAACAGCUCACCUGCUACCAUCAGGAAGAAGCCCUCCAUCUCUCCCAAACCACCAGUGCUGGCUGCUCCACAGAGCCUGCAAAAGAUCAAAGAAAACCGACGGCCAGUACUUUCUUCACAGGGCAAAGAAAUGGUUGCUAUAGGAAAAUCAACAGAAGUUUAACCUGUGAAUUCAACGGGUGAGUUGAAACCAAAUACAGUACUUUUCAUUGCUAUGUACGGGGCAUAGAUGUGCAAUGUAGUCAUUUAACUUAUUAUGGGAUUGAUUUUCUUCCUGAUGGUUUCAUCCAGUCAGAUUGAUGGUGUAGCCUACUGAGAACGUCCUGUGGAUUUCUGAGGAGUGAUGAUGGAGUGCAGUCAAGCUGACUAUCCUGGCAUGAAGAAGGUUUGAAUUAAAAACGCUUUUGAUAACAGAUAUAGUAACUAAGACCUCUAGUUGACAAGCACUGGAGAGAAAGUCACUUUUGUUUUUAAAAGAGCUACUGUAUCUGGAAUAUUCUAGCUGAAAUAUCAUGAAAAUGAACACCUGAUGAACUGUGGUUAGCUUAAAAGGUGUCCAUUCAUCUGAUAAUACUACUUGAACAACCACUUCUUUAUCAGCUACUGCUUUAACUGAAUGACUAUGCGUUUGACAUCAUUGGCUCAUAGAACUGACUUCCCUUUUUCUUGUAAUAUGAUUGAAAUCUCAGCUAUGAAUUUCAAUGUUGCAAAUUUCUUUGGAACUGACACAUCCUUCCCAUGUGAUGUUGACUCUCUUGAUUACCACAUUUUUACACAUAUUUAACACUGUUUAUAAUAACAAUGUAGACAUUGUCAAACAACUGGCGAAAGAAACAACAGUCUUGUCCCCAUCAGUUUUCUCUGCAGGUUCAGGGCAACUUGUCAGUGGCAUGCUUAGACAUGAUUUGCUACCCAGACAGGUAAAUAGAUUUGGGAUCAAUUAUCCAGGGUCAAAAUAAGCCCACUGACAGGUGGGAAGAGAAGUAGCAAUAUACAUAGGCCGUGAUUCAAUCCAAUCGCAGAUUUGGACAAUGCACCAUUUAAGGUAAUUUCGGAUUGAGCCAACAUAUGCAGCGUUUACCGUGAAUGUGGCCUCUGUGAACACGGGAAUAUUGCUUAUAAAACGUGCAUUGCGGAGAGAUUGCGAUCAGAUUGAACCCCGGCCUUAAUCUAUUUUUUCCAUUUGGACAGAAAGCUCUGUGAAUAUAAUCUCUGGAAAGUGCGAACACCACUAACUGGCAAUUAUGUAAGGGUCCGUCUGGCAUCAUCAGAAGCCACCAAUUUCUGACUGACUAUUAUCCGGUUCAGUCAACAUUUUAUUUUACAAUACUGUCAUUAUAAAAUAUGUACAUUAUUGACUUCUUUCUUUUCUUUUAUUAGAAAAAUGAAUGAGCAACUUUGCUUCCUUUUUAAAUGUCAAUAUGGUAUGACAUUCUUUGAAUCCACUGUUACCAAUGUUAGUUUUGUUCAUUGUACACAUUUCCCUUUUUCUUUUUUUGUUAUGUUUUUUAUAUCCUGCUCAAUGCAAUGAUUCUCACUGCAAGCUAUUUGAUCAAUGCCAUUUUUGUAGACAAUUGAGGACUUUUGCCUGUAUUUCUCCAGCAGCUAGUUUGAACUGCAGCUUACCCUUAUGUUGUGCAAUUAGAAGAAAUGGGAACAACUUCCUUCACUGGAAAAUGAAACUUGCCACCUCAAAAGGUCAUAGGUCAUGACUAAACCUUGUGACCUGACUGACCGAGUAUAGUCCUUUUGGUCAACACAUAGCUAUCGGUUAAACUGUCUGUAUCAGAUAAUUAAUAACACUGUUGUGUAGGCAAGUGGUUCCCAACUCCGGUCCUCCAGUACCUCCAACAGCAGACAUUUUUAUUGUAGUCCCGGACAAGCACACCUGAUUUAGCUUGUCAACUAAUCAUCAGGCUCUCAAUGAGUUGAAUCAGUACUGUAUGUUUGUCUGGGGCUACAACACAAAUGUGUGCUGUUGUUGGUAUUUCAGGACCAGAGUUGGGAACCAGUGGUGUAGGCUACCCUGCUGAACUGAACGCUCCUCUACCAGCUCCCUUCCACUGUCCUGAAAAGUCAAACAUGGGUUAACUGCAGUGUCAGUGCACAGAACAUGAGUAUAAAAAUGAGGCAUUGAGAUAUUAUUUAUUUAAAUGUGGGUUGUCAUUUAAUUAUAACCUCUGUCUAUGAUAUUAAUAUAUGUUACAAAAAACAAUAAUGACAUAAAAGGUUUAUGCAAAAAUGUGUUUGUUGUUAUUUUAUCUGAAGAUUAGUAGAAAACUGUUGUAAAGUAUUUAUAGACCUCCAUGCAAGUGUCAGG
Molecule: messenger RNA, 7344 nt
Organism: Salvelinus namaycush (lake trout)
Lineage: Eukaryota; Metazoa; Chordata; Actinopteri; Salmoniformes; Salmonidae
Exons: 23
Coding region: 1-5187 (1728 amino acids)
Molecular function (GO): guanyl-nucleotide exchange factor activity
Source: RefSeq, a predicted model, not a curated record